Molecule: messenger RNA, 738 nt
Organism: Mollisia scopiformis
Lineage: Eukaryota; Fungi; Ascomycota; Leotiomycetes; Helotiales; Mollisiaceae
Exons: 2
Coding region: 1-738 (245 amino acids)
Biological process (GO): secondary metabolite biosynthetic process
Cellular component (GO): nucleus; cytoplasm
Source: RefSeq, a predicted model, not a curated record
AUGUCAUUCCCAAUGGAAGCUCUACCCCGCAUCGCCUGCUUCCACGGCGGCGGAUCCACAGGCGCCAUCUUCGAGAUGCAAUGCGAGCAAGUCCGUGACCAAUUCGCGUCCACGUUCGAGCUCGUUUUCUUCGACGCGCCGUUCUAUCGAGAUGCCGGUCCGGGCGUGCUCCCCUUCUUUGUCCCGGAGAAGUGGGGUCCUUAUCGGACGUGGUUCAAGGGCAAUAUCUUGCUUGGGACCGAGAAUGGGGAUGGGAGGGAUGUGGAUGGGAAGGGAGAAGGCGGUAUUGAGAGGGUUCUGAGACUCAUUGCCGAUAAGGGGUGGGGAGGCGACUGGGUUGGGUGUAUGGGGUUUAGUCAGGGUUCGAGGAUUGUGGGAGGACUGCUUUUGGAUCAGCAGAGGAGGAAGGAGUUGGGGUUGCCGAAGGCGGAGGGGGAUAUUGAUUUCCAGUUUGGGGUUCUGUGUAUGGGUGCUGGUCCUCCUAUGGUGUCUGAUAUCUCGUACAUGGCUGAGGAUGAUGGAGUGAUCAAUACUCCGACUUUUCAUCUUCAUGGUACCAAAGAUGCUCAGUAUGAGAAUGGGAAGAAGCAGAUGAAAACGUACUAUGACCCAAACUCGGUUAAGUCGAUGGAUAUCGAUUAUCACCACGCUAUGCCGUGGCAUAGAGCAGACCUGGUUAAGUUCUGUGAUGCCGUAAGGCAAAUAUACAAGGAUACGAAGCCGAAGCUUGAGAGAUAA